AUGAAUGCCCUGCUGCAAGUCAGAGAUACGUUGACCGAGCUCAACAUUGGGACUUCCAACGGUAGCGUGGACGGAUGGCCUGGCACUGGCCCGGUCCCAACCAAGGUCGUGGGUGCAAUGGCGCUUGGCACCUUCGACCAACUCAAGACUCUUGCGAUUCCACUCGCGUUUUUGGUUCGGGUUGAAAGCACCCGAGAUUGCCAAAGGAGCCGAAAUCUUGGGUACCUGUCUCCCAUGCAAUCUCGAAACGUUGGCGCCGGGAGGGAGAUCUAUUGGUGGGCUAUGGCGAUGUAUACGAUCACUGGCCGGGGAUGUCCUGGAACCAGAGAGCCCUCAUGCGCAUCAUUAUUCGUUGGCUGUCAACAGUGUCAGAAACCCAACCAAAAUUUCGAAAGCUUCUCCUCGAUUUGGGGCACUCCGAAACAUCGGAAGAUCUUCUCUUCGAUGAUGCUUGAUCCGAGUCAAUACAGAUGGGAUGGGAGCUCAAGAGCUUGGCUAGUCGACAAGGUAUUGACGCCAAGUUUGUCUAUGUCGAUAGAGAUGCAUACGAAUUCGUGCAUGAUACUUGGGCUGAUGAGGAAGAUGGACACUUCGUUUCAGUUUCAGGAUCCGAUACCGAGAGCGAACUGUGAAGACUUUGAACCGAAUAUCGGCUCAGGAGUAGGGGUGAAGUGUAACGGGGAGGUGGCUGAUCCGUCUACAUUGGAGAGGAUCAUAUCGCGGCUUGUUGAUACGGGUGGGACGUGGACAAGAAGGGCGACGGAGAAUGGGGGGCAAUGA
Messenger RNA from Podospora pseudocomata, 780 nucleotides. RefSeq lists its product as uncharacterized. The record is from RefSeq and is a predicted model, not a curated record. The transcript has a single exon. The coding region runs from base 1 to 780 and encodes 259 amino acids. NCBI's taxonomy places the organism in Eukaryota, Fungi, Ascomycota, Sordariomycetes, Sordariales, Podosporaceae.